Nicrophorus vespilloides is the source of this 1472-nucleotide messenger RNA. RefSeq names its product beta-galactoside alpha-2,6-sialyltransferase 1 (gene SiaT). Gene Ontology annotation, molecular function: sialyltransferase activity. NCBI's taxonomy places the organism in Eukaryota, Metazoa, Arthropoda, Insecta, Coleoptera, Silphidae. The coding region runs from base 91 to 1398 and encodes 435 amino acids. The transcript is spliced from 4 exons. The record is from RefSeq and is a predicted model, not a curated record.
GUUCACAGGAAGCUUCGUAGCGUGCAGAGAAAUUCCUAAAAAAUGUGAUAUAUGAGUCACGGCAAAAUUACGUUUUUUUUUAUUUAGAAGAUGCGAGCUUUGGCAGUUACGAUAUGGGUUUUCAUCAACUUGAUUUUCUUCGGGAUGUGCGGUUACAUGUACCUUCUGUGGUCGCAAUACUGGAUGUACAUAGAGAAAGACCUGUAUUCCAAUUCGAACAAUUACGAGCAACAGAUUUAUUAUUACAACAGAGGAUUUCUGAUAAACGAUAGUGCGCAAAGCGAGGUGAAGACCAGGACCAAGCAUUCGGUGAAGGAUUUGCAGAACGUGACGAUAAUCAAGAAUAGCAGACCGAGGUUUCCGAACUUGCAGAGCGAAGAUUUCGUUCUGGACACGGUCAAAUAUAGAUGCUCGGAGGACGAGAGUACAAAUGAAUGUGAUAAUAAAGUGAAACAGUACAAAGAGAAGAUUCUGAACGAACUGAAGCGCGUCUUCUUAGAUGAGAGCAACGUUUUGAAGCACGCGACCGAUCAGAAUCCGUACAAUGUGCACUAUCAGGGUAUUAAAGAGAACCAUUUGAACAAAUAUAGGAACCAAUUGGUGUGCGAGUUCAAGCGCAUCCAGUUCACGGUGAUCAGAAGAUCCGAUGAACCCUUCAAAUCCAAUUACCUAAGGGAUUUGAUUCCGAAGAAGAAGUUUUUGGAUAAUAGGCAGUACAAUUCUUGCGCGGUAGUUUCGAGCGCUGGGUCUCUCACCAAUUCGAAUUUAGGUCAAUUUAUUGAUUCCCAUGAUCUGGUACUUAGAUUCAACCAUGCACCGACCGUGGGUUUCGAAAAGGACGUUGGAAGCAAGACGACUGUAAGGAUAUUGAACUCUCAGGUGGUUUCCAAAAGCGAGUUCAAGUUUCUCGAAGAUAAUUUGUACAGGAACAUCACGCUCUUAGCCUGGGAUCCAAGCAAUUAUACGUCUACCCUUGAAGACUGGUACAGUCGGCCCGAAUUCAACGUGUUCACUAAUUACGCCGCAUAUCGAAGGCAGUUCCCUAAAUCCAAGUUUUUCUUGUUGAAUCCUCGAAUCCUGUGGCAACUGUGGGAUUUUUUGCAAUCGAACUCGCCUAGCCGAUUACGUCGGAAUCCACCGUCUUCUGGUUUCUUAGGUUUGGCAGCUCUAUUACCGAGAUGCGAAUAUGUGAAUGUUUUCGAGUACAUGCCUUCAACCAGGGUAACGAAAAGAUGUCAUUAUUACGACACCAAGGAUAAUCCGGCUUGCACUUUCGGAGUUUGGCAUCCUCUAGCCGCAGAGAAGUUACUCACAUACAGUUUGAACAUCGCCAACGACACGACGACGUUCGACAGAGGAUUUAUGACUCUGUUAGGAUUCAAACGUACCAAUUGUUGAUUCUCUGUUUUUAAAUAAUACAGUAUUUAUUAAAUGUUUUCACUUCUGCCUUCUCAUUGCUAAUGUCAUUUAAU